This is a messenger RNA of Alexandromys fortis (reed vole), 1836 nucleotides long. RefSeq names its product sphingomyelin phosphodiesterase 5-like. The record is from RefSeq and is a predicted model, not a curated record. The coding region runs from base 144 to 1778 and encodes 544 amino acids. The transcript has 6 exons. Gene Ontology annotation, molecular function: sphingomyelin phosphodiesterase activity. Gene Ontology annotation, cellular component: extracellular region; cytoplasm. Gene Ontology annotation, biological process: sphingomyelin metabolic process. NCBI's taxonomy places the organism in Eukaryota, Metazoa, Chordata, Mammalia, Rodentia, Cricetidae.
AGGCGGGAGGCGGGGCCCUAAGUUUUACUUGAAGUCCUAAGUGGACUCGCCAAGCGUAAGAAAGAGCGCAGUGGGCGGGACUGUGAAGCGCGGGUUCUUUUUCCCCCUUCCAACCGCCACGGUAGUUUGAGUGGGUGGGGCCAAUGUCCAGAACUCAGGCUCCGGCACAGAUCCUAGUUGUGCCGCCUGGUCUUGACUUCCUGCAGUUCCGGCGGACUCUUAAGGAUUCAACUCUCCGGCUGGAAAUGAGUCUCCCUGACGUUUCGCUGCGAAGGAGCCCGGUUCGCCAUGAACCCUCACUCGAUUGGCCCCCGACACCUGACGCCCUGAGGCCUUCACCUUUCCCACAUCCCUUGCUACAAGCCCUAUAUGGCUUAUCCCGCAAGCUGCUCUUCCCAGCCUACUGGUCUCUGGACCAACUGCUGGGCUGCUGGGCACCAAUGGCACGAUCCAGUAGUCUGGGGUGGCUCAAAGUCCUGGCAGGAAGUGGGGCGGCGUUGCUAUCGCUGAUGGUAGUCGGCCUACCCCUGGUGCUGUUUGGCCUUGUACUCUGGCUGCCCCUACAGGUCUGGCGCCGCCCCUUCUGCUACCAGCCCCCUCCAUCCUGCUGGGUUUGGCCACAGCCCUGGCACCCGCCUGCUGAGCGCGUGCGCUGCUUUGCCUUUUUCACUGCCAAUCUGUGCCUGCUCCCUGACGGGCUGGCACGCUUUAGCAACCUGUCGCACAGCCAACAGCGCGCGGAGGCCAUUGGUGCUGUACUGCUAGGUAGCCUUCGAACGUCACACUAUGGGGCUACUGGAUGCAGCCAGCCGCUGCCUGUGGUGCCUGGCGGUGAGCUGAGGGCCACAAUACCUACGGGUUUGGACUUCGUGUGCCUGCAGGAAGUGUUCGAUCUCCGCGCAGCUCGUCGUCUUGUGCGCGUCCUGGCGCCAAAUCUGGGCCCAGUCCUAUACGAUGUGGGCACAUUUGGCUUAGUGCCCGGGCCGUACAUCAAGAUACUGGGCAGUGGACUUCUACUGGCCUCGCGCUACCCGCUUUUGCGUGCCACCUUCCGGUGCUUUCCUAACGCUCGUCGCGAGGACGCCAUGGCCUCCAAAGGUCUACUUUCCGCCCAGGCACAACUGGGCAUCUUGGAUGGGCGCCGUAUCGUGGGAUACCUUCAUUGCACACACUUGCAGGCACCCGUUGAAGAUGGGCAUGUUCGCUGCAAACAGCUGUCACUGCUCCUGGAAUGGGUGGAGGAGUUUGAGGCCGAGAGCAGCCAGAGUGGCGAGGCUGUAGCCUUCAGCGUCCUACUGGGAGACUUCAACUUCGACAACUGCUCACAAGGUGAGAAGCUGGGGCAGGUGGAGCCGAGAGACCCAGACCUGCCUGCUAAGAAGCGGUUUUCUUCUACAGAUCACGCAAAGGAACAGGGGCACAGGCUCUUCAGCUGUUUCCACGACCCCUGCCGGCUAGGCACCUGUCAGGAGCAGCCCUGGGCCUUGGGGACAAUUCUGAGCACUUGUAAGCUACACCACGCCAUUGCCAGCUCCCCAGAGAUGCUUCGGAGGGCCCUGGAGGAAGAAAAAGGGCGCCGCCUCUACCUGGCAGGACCCCCUAGUGGAAAUCACUCAGAUAAAUCAUGGCAGGGUCGGCGCCUGGACUAUAUCACCUACCGCGGAAUACCUGGGAGUCGCCUGAGUCCAGAGGUGGAGCAGGUGACUUUCAGUACUGCGCUGGCUGGGCUCACAGACCACUUAGCUGUGGGCCUGAAGCUUCAAGUUGUGUGCUCCUGACUCUGGCACACAAAGGGACGACAAGUGAGAAAGGCCACCAAUAACCGUGCGACUGAAG